Molecule: messenger RNA, 432 nt
Organism: Peniophora sp. CBMAI 1063
Lineage: Eukaryota; Fungi; Basidiomycota; Agaricomycetes; Russulales; Peniophoraceae
Source: the annotation of a GenBank genome assembly
AUGCCAACGCCCUACGAGCUCGACCGCGCGAGAAGGAUUGCCGCUAACAAGGCCCUUCUUAAGGGUCUUCGCAUCAAGGAAGUCAAGAGGCAAGCUCUCGGUGGCAAGCCUAGCAAGACUGUAGACACCGAUGACGAGGACACGUCUCUCGGCGCAUGGAUAGUGCUCGAGUACGUCCCCACGUCUGGCCGGAGCAGAGGAACCCCCCGCAGGCUCUUGGUCCCGCGCUUCACUGACUACGAUGCGAUGCUGGCUCACGCCCAAGGCAAGAUAUCCGCGCUCGGAGAUGUACCCGUGCACAAGCUCGCGCUCAGGUCGAGGUCGUUACCCGGGCAUGAACGCGAGGUGGUGGAGAUUGGGGAGGACGCGUAUACGAAGGCUAUUGCGUGGGUGGAGAAUAUUGAGGUGUUUGUGCUUGAGGAUGAUGCUUGA